AGCACCGCUCGGGCUGAGCGCUGCCUGGGGCUGAGCGCUGUCUGGGCUCAGCACCGCUCGGGCUGAACGCUGCCUGGGGCUGAGCGCUGUCUGGGCUCAGCACCGCUCGGGCUGAGCGCUGUCUGGGCUCAGCGCUGCCUGGGGCUCGCAGGCAGGCUCGCCGCCCGCGCGCGGGAUGCGCGCAGCGGCGCGGGGGCGGGAUCGCGCCUCGCUCCCCCCAGGGCCGCAGCCUGAGCCCGGCCCCGCCGCCCGCCUCCCUCCCUGCCCCGCUGUCAGAGCCGCCCGCCCGCGUGGCAGCGGGGCACGGCGGCCGAGCGGCGUCUGCCUGCGCUGGCUGCCGUGGGACCGGGGGACGACAGCUGCGUCCCACGCGGCGUCUGUCCGUCCGUCCGUCCGUCCGUCCAUCCAUCCACGCAUCCAUCCCUGCGUGGGCGGCGGCUCGUGUGUGUGUGUGACUGACAGGGAGGCGCGCACUGCGCGGGGGCAGCCGCUCGCACGCAGCCCGCCGGGGCCACGCCGGCGCGCCCCGGCUGCGGCAGCCGCUCCUCCGUCCCCGGAGCCCUCCCCGGUGGGGACAGCCUCAGCGGCCGCGCUGCUCGUCCUCCUCCUCCUCCCUCCUGGCGGGGCCUUCAUCUUCUGAAACGGGAACUGAAAUUUGGCCAGUCAGCAUCGAGUUACUGCUGAAAAUCUUGAUCACCUCAGCAUUUGCCGCUUUUUUGUCUCCUUAAAAAAGUGUUUUGUACAUAUGAUGAACAUAUUUAUGAAAGCGACCGCUAAACUAUCCAGAAAUCCUGUCAUUAAGGCUGCAAUCCUGUAAAGAAAGAGAUAAACAUAAUCAUAUAAUUGCAUAAUUAAAGCCUUUACCAUAAUACCUAUUCUCAUCUAAAAGUUGUGAGUUAUAUGCAAUGCUUAAGUACUGUGAGGAAACUAGAGUAAUUGUAGUUGUUGACAUUGUGUUGUGAAAUGUACUAAAGGAAAUGAUAAUAUUAAAAAAAAAAAAAAAAAAAAAAACUUGCUUGCAAGCACUUUCUUAGAGCUUUAUGAACAGGAUCAUUACAGGCAUGUUAGGAACUGAGACUGCUUAUAUUUAGAGGAGGAGAACUUGGGCUGCAGUUGGGAGUAUUCUAGUUUCCUGAGCUGCUAGUGAAGGAAGGAAAGACUUGAACUUGUGCAGUUUAUUUUUAUCUGUUUAUUUUCCAUUAAUAACAUUUGAAUACCUUAGCUAGAAUCAGCCACUUUCAAAAAAGUUUCGAAAAAUAAUUUGGAAAGGAGCAUGUCACCCCUCAAAAAACCAGGAGGAUGAAUGGCAAUACCAUUACAUAAAAGAAUCCACUCUCAGAGGACUUCUGUCUGAAGCAAAAAUAAAUAGAAAUCAGGUUUCUUUGUCUCCUUUUCUUAUGAAUUGAUUUGCUUUUACAUGAAAAGUGCUAGGAACUUUCCUAUGUUUUAAACUGUCAGAAGGCACAGACCUGGAAAUAUCAGCAAUAUAACAAUUUAGCAUUGUUAUUCUUUAUUAUUCUUUAGAAUGUUAUUGUUAUUAUUUAUGUAUCAUCCAUUUCCAGGGCAAGUCUUCCAGAUUCAGGAGGGAAUACUUUGUCACAUGUUUGUAAAGCAGCCAGGUCUCUACAGUCUCUGGGCAGUCUGGCAGUAAGGAGCAGUAAGUAGUUCAGUGGUAGAGACAGCAAACACUGUUCUUGUAAAAAAACACUGCCAGUGCUGAAAUCAAAGUUGUAUACUUGGCAUUACAGCAGUCUAAAGCUGUCUUCCAUAUUCAAACACUUUUUAUGCCUUGAAGAAAACUAUAGGCCAUAUAGGACCUCAGACAGUUCCUGUAAAAUGCAAAGCAUGUCUUCAUUGCCCUUUACAGUGAAAUAGUAAAGUUUACAUGCUGUUUUAUAUAAUUUUAGGAAAGUAAUUUUCAAAGAGAAAUAAAAAAUAAAUACAUGAAGGUAGAAAUUAUACCUGGUUUUGCAUAGUUCUAUUUCCUCUACUGAUAUGCCCUAAUUAAAAUAAAUAUAUUUAUAUAGAUAUAAAUAUAUUUUUAAUUUUAAAUGUAUAAUAUAUUAUACACAAUAAAUUCUACAGAGUGUAAAAUUUAUAAUUUUACACUUAUAUGUGGUAAGGUUUAUGGCACACACAGUAUUUGCUGCACUACAUAGUACAUGCUGCAUGCUGUAUGUAACAGUUCUGCAAACAGUACAAGUUGAUGUAUUCUGUGCUAGUAAAUUUUUAUUUAAAUUAUACUUCAUAUAUUAAAAUCUAUAAAGAAAUUGCAGAUUAUAUUAUCAUAUGUUAACUAUUACAGGCAUAUACAUCUUAUAUAUAUUUAUAUAUAUAUAUAUAUACACAUAUAUAUAUGUGUGUGUGUGUGCCUCAUGCAGUUUCUUUCAGUACCUCUUUUCAGAACACUCUCUGUAGGAAAGGUAAUCUUAAUUGACUUGCUGUGUGCUUCAUUGCAUUUGGUGUUUUCUAGGUCAGGGCAGAGUCAGAACAGUUGACAAAGUUCAGAUACAGGGUGUUAAGUGCCUGUAACUUGCUUAAAGUCACAAAAAUUACCAUGAGCCCU
Messenger RNA from Oenanthe melanoleuca, 2566 nucleotides. Its product is annotated as tropomyosin-1, isoforms 33/34-like. The record is from RefSeq and is a predicted model, not a curated record. The transcript has 2 exons. Lineage: Eukaryota; Metazoa; Chordata; Aves; Passeriformes; Muscicapidae. The coding region runs from base 176 to 640 and encodes 154 amino acids.